AUGGCUAUUGCCUGCACAAACGUGACCAAUGUUGUGCGCUCGGUGCAUCCGCUCAGGAUCGAUGGCUACGGCAUCACAAAAGCCAUAGGCAGCGACCGAUGGAUCAAGUCCAGGUGGAACGUCGGCGGUUACGAGUGGGGAGUCCACGUCCAUCCUUCACGGUCGAACACCGCCGUCGAUUGCAAACCGUGGGUCGCACUGAGGCUUAUCUUCCUCAGCGAUGGUUGCACUAUGCCCAACGUCGAAGCGAGCAUGCGCUGCCGUUUGGUGGAUCCGAGGGGGACGGCUGAUCCGUCCGAAGAGAAGAGUAUCACGUGUAUGUUCAAUAGUCGUCCGAAGGGCCAGCUUGGCGCCUCAGGAGAUUGCUCGAAUCCAGUUUAUCUCAUGUCGGCACGGGAACUAGAGGCCUCGUGCUAUCUCAAGGACGACUCCUUCACCGUGCAAUGCACCGUCACGGUGCUCAAGGACUUGGCCGAAGUAACGAUCCGGGACAACGAACCAUUGCCCGUCGUGCCGCCCUCGAGGUUGCACCAGCACCUCGCUGAGCUGCUGCGGAGCAGGACGCCGGCGGACGUUGAGCUUAUCGUGUCGGGCGAUUCGUUGGUUGCUCACAAGAACAUACUGGCGGCAAGGUCCCCUGUGCUGAUGGCCGAGUUCUUUGGGAACAUGAGGGAGGCCAGCUCU
Triticum aestivum (bread wheat) is the source of this 684-nucleotide messenger RNA. RefSeq names its product BTB/POZ and MATH domain-containing protein 2-like. Gene Ontology annotation, biological process: protein ubiquitination. The transcript has a single exon. Lineage: Eukaryota; Viridiplantae; Streptophyta; Magnoliopsida; Poales; Poaceae. The record is from RefSeq and is a predicted model, not a curated record. The annotation marks the transcript as partial. Gene Ontology annotation, molecular function: protein binding.